GUCAGUUUCAUUCUCUCUCCACAUCAAUCCCUCUCUCUCUCUCAUCCUCUUCUGCAAUGCAACAAAAACAAAACUCUCUCACUCCUCUUCACAAAAACUUUUCAACACUUUUUCACAAGCAAUCCCUCGUAGGAAAAAAAUAUAUAAAAUAUAAAAUAUACUAAAAAUGUAAAACAAAAUCCAAGUUUUUUCCUUCAAUCCAAAUCCAAUAUUCUUCUUCAUUUUCUUCCCCUUUUUUGAAAACCCUUUUCCUCAUUCUUCUCAAAGUUUCAACCUUGAUCUUCAUCACCCAAAUUCAUAGCCUUUUUCAUUCAGAUUUUAGGGUUUUCAUUGUUACUGGGUCACCUUCAAGUUCAUUCCUUUGAUGGGUUUUUGUUCUUUUUUUCAGUGCUUUCUCUUAAACUCGUUAAAGGGUCAAGGAUUAUAGUGCUAGAUUUUUUUUGUUUUAAGUGGGGUCGUUGAAAAAGUUGAAGAAUCACAUUGUGUUUUGUGAAAAAAGGAAUGAUUUUUAUCUACUAUGUUGCUUUGUUUUAUUUGGGUUUUGAGGCUUUUGUGAACAGUUGUUGCUUUUUAUCUUGGAAGCUUAUUUUGGAAGCAAUUUACUUCACUUUUGAACGUGAUAGUAUUUAGUGUUAUCAUGGACUUGCACAAUGGUCUCUUUUGAUCCAUUUUCUUUUUGGAUUCUGAGUUAUUUUUACUUGUGAAACUUGUGAAAUUUAUCUCUUUUAUUUAUGAUGUUGGAGUAGUUGGUAUUAUUAAUUUAGUUAUAUUUGGUAGAUCAAGUUGAUUUAUUUUUAUGGGUAGUAGCAUUGAUGAUUUGGAAUCACAAAUGUUUAGUUAUAAGGGUUGUUGGAUUUAUGGUGAUGGUUAUCAAUAGCUUUUGAUGAUGUUUUAGUUUUUAGUCUUAAGAGUGAGGUUUCACUUUCAUCAAGUAUUUGGGGGUGGAAUCUGAAGAGGUAAUGGUGAUGGAGGAUAUAGGGUUGUUUAAUCAAGUUUGGCAAUGGGUUAGGUCGAGAAAAGAUGCUUGUUGGCGUGCUCAAACUGUGGUGGUUUGUUGUAGAGAUAGAACUGCGAUGUUUAUUGAACGCCAUUGGCCUAUGGUGUGUAGGGGUUGCUCAAAAUUGGGGAGCUUAUUAAGGUUAUCAUUGAUGUUUUGGAAGGACUCUGCUAUAAGGGGGUUUCAGUCUUUCAUUAGGUUUGGUUCAGUGAUGCUUCUGCUUAUAAUGUGGAGCUGCUUUCUUAGUCUCACUUCGAUGUAUUGCGUGGCUUAUGUGCUUGUUAGCAUGGUUGCUGCUGGGGUUGCUGUCCAAUACUUGGGUUAUACUCCUGGGAUUUUUAUCGUAGGGCUCUUUGGCAUCCUUAUUUUGUGGAUGUAUGCUAACUUCUGGAUCGCAGGAUUAUUACUCGUAGUUGGAGGCUGUUUUGUCUCCCUAAAUCAUGCACGCUUUGUGGUAUUAAUUGGAACCGCAUAUGCUAUGUAUUCUGUUCAAAUAACAGUGGGAUGGCUAGGUCUUUUCCUUGCCAUAAACCUUGCAUUUCUUUCAAACGACAUUCUGAAUUUUCUGCUUCAAUGGUUUGAUAACGUGAGUGAAAGUUCGCAUUCUGAAGAGCAGAAGCAAUCCGAAACAGUUGUUGAAGACGACUUCUCUGAAGAGUGUGAAUAUCCUAUCCCACCAGUUGAAUCGGAGAAUUUGCAUUCAUGCAAAUCAUCCAGUAAACCACCUGCUGUCACCACAUCAGUAGUUGAUAAGCAGAAAGAAGUUUUGGUUAACAAAGUUGUUAAAGAGGAAACAAAUUCAAUUGAUGAAAUGAAAAGGAUAUUGAAGAGUCUUAAUCAUUAUGAAGCCCUUGGAUUUAUUCGCAACAAAAAGAUCGAUGCAGCAAUUUUGAAAAAGGAAUACCGGAAAAAGGCUAUGCUUGUGCAUCCUGAUAAAAACAUGGGCAGUUCUUUGGCAAGUGAGUCAUUUAAGAAGCUUCAAUGUGCAUACGAGGUUCUUUCUGAUUCUGUGAAAAAGCGAGACUAUGAUGAACAAUUAAGAAAAGAAGAAUCCAUGGCUAAAAGUGUCUGCCAGAAAUCCCACAGUAGUUCACAUCAGGAUAAUACUGAAUAUCGUUCUGAAGAAUCGAGACGUAUUCAAUGCACAAAGUGUGGGAAUUCACAUAUUUGGGUAUGCACCAACAGGACUAAGGCCAAAGCAAGAUGGUGUCAGGACUGCUGUCAGUUUCAUCAAGCGAAGGAUGGAGAUGGUUGGGUCGAAUACAAGGGGUCUUUGGUUUUCGACAGGCCUCAAAAGGUGGAGAUUCCCCGUGCUUUUGUUUGUGCUGAGAGCAAAAUAUUUGACGUAUCAGAAUGGGCUAUAUGUCAGGGAAUGGCUUGUAGGCCUAAUACUCAUCGACCGAGCUUCCAUGUAAACAUGGUUGGCUUAGAGAAAAGCCAACGCUGCAACUCAAGUAGAUUCCCAUGGGAUUUGGAUGCCGAAAUGAUGAUGGACGAAGAUGAAGAGGCAUUCAACCUGUGGCUUCAGCAGGCGUUAGCAUCUGGUCUCUUUUGUGAGACCUCGAAACGAAGGAAAAGUUGGAGUCCAUUCAAAUUGCCUCAAAAGAAAGGCAAAAACCAAUGGCGAAGAACUUCAUGCUGAAAAGCUCAAUAGGGAAAAAUCAUAGUUCAUUGCGCCUAUCCCUAAGGGAUUGGAUGGAGUUGAUCAUUUUGUAGAAGAAAACCGAAAUGGAUUGCUGAGAUCAAAACUAGAAGAAAUGGCUUAGCAACACUAAGAACAAGAUAGAUGAGUCAUGAGAGAGCAUUGUGGUGAAUUAUAAGAGCCAAAGGUUGCCAAUUUUCUGUACCAUAUUUCAUAUCCAUAAAUAUAUUUAUACACUAAGUUAUAUUGAUAGUGCAAAAAACCUUGGUUUCUAGGAGAUUCUCACAUUGCUCAUAUGGCCUCCUUAAGGUUUUCAGAACUGAAACAUGAGUUGGUUGACAUUGAUCUAUGGCCUAUUGUAUCCUUGUUCUUAUAUUAGAAUUAAAAGGUGUUAUUUUCAA
Messenger RNA from Trifolium pratense (red clover), 3040 nucleotides. RefSeq lists its product as uncharacterized. Lineage: Eukaryota; Viridiplantae; Streptophyta; Magnoliopsida; Fabales; Fabaceae. The record is from RefSeq and is a predicted model, not a curated record. The transcript has 9 exons. Bases 960 to 2639 code for a protein of 559 amino acids.